CGGGGACCGGCCUGCGCGCGCAUGCGCCGUGAUAAAAGGCCGGUACCUCGGGCAAGAUGGCUACGAAGAGUAUCGCUUCCCGCCUCCGGGGCUCCCGGCGUUUUCUGAGUGGCUUCGUGGCCGGGGCUGUAGUGGGCGCUGCGGGAGCUGGGUUCACGGCCCUGCAGUUCUUCCGGGGUCAGGGCGCUGAGGGAGCGGUGACAGGGAAGCAGCCGGAUGGAUCUGCGGAAAAGGCUGUCUUGGAACAAUUUGGAUUCCCUUUAACUGGAACAGAGACAAGGUGUUACACUAAUCACGCUUUGUCUUAUGAUCAGGCAAAGCGGGUGCCUAGAUGGGUUCUUGAACAUAUUUCCAAAAGCAAGAUAAUGGGUGAUGCAGACAGAAAGCAUUGUAAAUUUAAGCCUGAUCCCAAUAUCCCUCCAACCUUCAGUGCCUUCAAUGAAGAUUAUGUUGGAAGUGGGUGGUCACGAGGACACAUGGCUCCAGCAGGAAAUAACAAAUUUUCAAGUAAAGCCAUGGCUGAAACCUUUUACCUUUCUAACAUUGUGCCUCAGGAUUUUGAUAAUAAUUCUGGAUAUUGGAACAGAAUAGAAAUGUACUGUCGAGAACUGACAGAAAGGUUUGAAGAUGUUUGGGUGGUAUCUGGGCCUUUGACGUUACCUCAGACUAGAAGCGAUGGAAAAAAAGUAGUUAGUUACCAGGUGAUUGGCGAGGACAACGUGGCAGUCCCCUCACACCUUUAUAAGGUAAUCCUGGCCCGCAGAAGCUCAGUAUCUACCGAACCACUGGCACUAGGGGCCUUUGUGGUACCUAAUGAAGCCAUCGGCUUCCAGCCUCAGUUAACUGAAUUCCAAGUGAGCCUCCAGGACCUAGAGAAGUUGUCAGGACUGGUGUUUUUUCCUCAUUUGGAUAGAACUAGAGAUAUCCGGAAUAUCUGCUCUGUGGACACCUGUAAGCUUCUGGAUUUCCAGGAGUUCACCUUGUACUUGAGUACAAGAAAGAUUGAAGGAGCCCGAUCAGUGCUCAGACUGGAAAAGAUCAUGGAAAACUUGAAGAAUGCAGGGAUUGAACCAGAUGAUUACUUCAUGAGUCGCUAUGAGAAGAAGCUAGAGGAACUCAAAGCUAAGGAGCAGUCAGGAACCUAGACAAGAAAGCCAUCCUUGUUUUUAUCUCAAGAUGUGUCAUACCGUCUGUAAUGAAGCAAGCAUGCCCUCUUUAGGCUAACAUAGUUUAGUGGCUUUGCUUUUUGCUUUUUAAAAAAUUUUUCUCUUUAAGAGAUGUCUCGCUGUGUCAUCCAGGCUGGAGUGCAGUGGUGGAAUCAUAGCUCCCUAUAGACUCGAACUUCUGGGCUUAAGCAAUCCUCCUGCCUCUGCCCCCGAGCAGCUGAGACUACAGGCACACACCAUCACCCUCAGCUACUAGUGGCUUUGCUCUAAAGAAACAAAUGGAAUCCUAAAUUUACGACUAAAAAUUCUCCCAAAAGAUGAAAGAUCACAGUGUUUUUGUUAGUAUUAUAUUUGACUCAGGAACUAAUGAUUAAGGGAGCUUUGACACCUGCAGAUGGAGGACUGAUCUUGUGUCAAGUUAACAGGAACACUGCCCACAGAUGACACUGCAUUUGUAUCCCGCUGGAUGUAGAGUAUUGGGAAGGCAUUUGUUCAGUUUCAUACCUCCAAACCAUGCAUUGUCUUUGAUGUAUCUGCCCAGCCUUCUCAGAACUCAGUGUUGUACAUUUUUCCCCCUAGGACCUGAAUUGGUCUUGGAGGUGGCUUUUAGAAAUCAUCUAUGUAGUUCCUGUCCACAUGGCACUGUAUAUUUGUUUCUUCUUUCUCCUCUCAUGAAUCUGCUCUUUUUUCUACUUCAGUCUAUGUAGAAGUACUCAGCAACUAGUUUCUGCUGACUAGAUUUAUUCUAUAUACUAGGCUCAGUGCUUUA
This is a messenger RNA of Mandrillus leucophaeus (drill), 1935 nucleotides long. It is a transcript of the gene EXOG, whose product is annotated as endo/exonuclease (5'-3'), endonuclease G-like. NCBI's taxonomy places the organism in Eukaryota, Metazoa, Chordata, Mammalia, Primates, Cercopithecidae. The transcript has 6 exons. Gene Ontology annotation, molecular function: single-stranded DNA endonuclease activity; nucleic acid binding; metal ion binding. The coding region runs from base 57 to 1145 and encodes 362 amino acids. Gene Ontology annotation, biological process: apoptotic DNA fragmentation. The record is from RefSeq and is a predicted model, not a curated record. Gene Ontology annotation, cellular component: mitochondrial inner membrane; nucleus.